Strongyloides ratti is the source of this 786-nucleotide messenger RNA. Its product is annotated as 3-hydroxyacyl-CoA dehydrogenase type-2. NCBI's taxonomy places the organism in Eukaryota, Metazoa, Nematoda, Chromadorea, Rhabditida, Strongyloididae. The transcript has 3 exons. Gene Ontology annotation, molecular function: estradiol 17-beta-dehydrogenase [NAD(P)+] activity. The record is from RefSeq and is a predicted model, not a curated record. Bases 1 to 786 code for a protein of 261 amino acids. Gene Ontology annotation, cellular component: mitochondrion. Gene Ontology annotation, biological process: estrogen metabolic process; fatty acid metabolic process; androgen metabolic process.
AUGUCUGGACUUUUUAAAAGUGUUUUAGGAAAUGUUGCAUUAGUUACUGGUGGUGGUUCUGGUUUAGGACGUGGAGUUGCAGAACAUCUUAUUUCAAAAGGUGCAAAAGUAGCCAUUCUUGAUUUACCAAAUAGUAAUGGUCAUGAAGUAGCUACUAAAUUAGGAGAAAAUGCUUUAUUUACACCUGCUAAUGUCACUGAUGAAUUUGCUGUUGAGAAAGCUUUUUCUAUGGUUAAAGAACGUUUUGGUAGAGUUGAUUCUGUUAUCAAUUGUGCUGGAAUUGCUUAUGCUUACAAAUUAUAUAGUUCUAAACAUACUGAAGCAUCAGCAAUUGAAAAAACCAAAAAAACGAUUGAUGUUAACCUUCUUGGUACAUUAAAUGUUGCUACUUAUGGAAUAAAAGCAAUGAUUGAAAAUGAAGCUGAUGAAGAAAAUCAAAAAGGAGUUAUCAUUAACACUUCUUCAAUUGCUGCUUUUGAUGGACAAGCUGGACAGGCAGUCUAUUCAGCUACCAAAGGAGCUAUUGCUGCAAUGACCCUUCCAUUAGCACGUGAUUAUCAUCGUCAUGGUAUUAGAGUUAUGGCUAUUGCUCCAGGACUUUUUGACACACCAUUACUUGCUAGUUUACCAGAAAAAGCACGAAUUUUCCUUGCUUCUACUGUUCCAAAUCCAACAAGACUUGGAAAUGUUAAUGAAUUUGCUGCUUUAGUUCAACAUAUAAUUGAAAAUCGUUAUCUUAAUGGUGAAGUUAUCAGACUUGAUGGAGCUCUUCGUAUGAUGCCAUAA